UACCAGUUAAAGGCGGAGUCCUCUGCCUGCAGCUCCAAAGCGGUUCGGCGGGCAUGCGCCGUGUGGGGCCGGGCCGGGGUGACGGCAGCGACGGGUCUCGUCUCGUUUUUUCUCGCGGCUCCUGGGGCCGGGCGGGCCUGGGCUCACCUGGCUGGGCCUGUGUCUCGUCGCCGGGCGUCCGGCUCCUGGCAGCGCGGGGCCAUGGCGCAGCGGAGAGCGGCGGAGCGGGGCCCCGGCGAGCUGGCGAGCGCCCGGUCCCAGCGGCAGCUCGUUCAAGGAAGGGCCCAUACAGAAGGUGGAUCAGCACGAAUGUCACUCCUCAUAUUAGUAUCCAUCUUUCUGUCUGCUGCUUCGAUUAUGUUUCUAGUAUAUAAAAAUUUUCCACAGCUUAGUGAAGAAGAGAGAGAAUGUAUAAAGAUUCCCAGAGAGAUGGAUGAUGCUAAGGCCUUAGGAAAAGUCCUCUCCAAAUACAAAGACACCUUCUACGUCCAAGUAUUAGUGGCUUAUUUUGCUACAUAUGUUUUCUUGCAAACAUUUGCUAUACCUGGCUCUAUAUUUCUCAGUAUCCUCUCAGGGUUUCUUUAUCCGUUCCCAUUAGCCUUAUUUCUUGUUUGUCUGUGUUCUGGACUUGGAGCCUCUUUCUGUUACAUGCUUUCAUAUUUAGUUGGACGUCCAGUUGUGUACAGAUAUUUAACAGAGAAAGCAGUGAAAUGGGCAGAGCAGGUUGAACGACACAGAGAACACCUCAUUAACUACAUAAUAUUUUUGAGAAUAACGCCUUUUCUUCCUAAUUGGUUUAUCAAUAUAACAUCUCCUGUAAUAAAUGUACCACUUAAAGUAUUUUUCAUUGGUACUUUUCUAGGUGUUGCACCACCAUCUUUUGUAGCAAUUAAGGCAGGAACAACACUGUACCAGCUUACAACAGCAGGGGAAGCAGUUUCCUGGAACUCUGUAUUUGUUCUCAUGAUUCUAGCUAUUCUCUCUAUUCUGCCAGCUAUUUUCCAGAAGAAGCUUAAACAAAAGUUUGAAUAAAGAGCACAUUGGAUCUAAAUUUCCCAUAAUUCAUCUCAGGAUCAGUACUUCUGAUGGUCAUAUGUAUGUUUUGUUUUUUAUCAGAUCAGCAAUGUAAAAAAAGGGGAGACUUGUAAGGGAUAAGAACUUCCUUAUUUCUUUAAAGGAGCGCAUUUUACUGUCUGAAAUUCAAGGAACUGUGUUCAGAAAUACUCUGCAUAUAGUUUUGUAGCCCAAACCAUCAGUGUUUUAUCCUUUGAAAGCAAGAGGAGGGAACUCAAAACACAGAAGAUUAGUUAGCUUUUUGCUCUGCUUCAUAUAUGUGGCAGAAAGGCAAAAUUGGAUAGCUUAAAAUGCAACUUGCAAAUAUUGGUUUCUAAAAGUUCAAAUAACUUUUGAUUGGUCAAUGUAGUUUGUAGCAUUGUACAUGACUUUGAAGACUUGCAUGUAACUUAAUGGUUUGCUCUGAAUAAUUUUCUCUUCAUUCUAAUUUUCCCCUUUCAUCUGCUUUUGUCCUUACUGGUCCCAGAAUAAUGUAAAGUACAAUGGCACUCACUUGUAAAACAUAAGGCUUCUCUCUUGGAGUAGUACCUUAAAUUCCAGUGAUGUAAAACUGCAGGAAGCUAAACUGCUUUCUUCUUUCUUUUCAUUAGUGUUGUCUCAAUUUAAAUACUUGAACUGCUUUAACUGGAUUAACAAAUUCAGUCAAAUCAUUCCCAUACUGUAGAUUUUAUUUUUGAAGAGCAGGUCAGAAUUUUAUCUUGGCUUGUUGAUUAACUCUGAAGUUUUUAAUGUUUGUUCAGACUGAUUUUAAUUUGUCUAGUUUUGCCAGUAUUUCAGAUGCAUAGACUUAUCUGCCAAUUUAAGAUAAUUACCAGAUUUUGUUAUACAAUAUUUUUCAGUCCUUAAAUGAUUAAAGCAAAUAGAGUAAUUAUAAGCGACUUACAAUUCUUAGGAUAUAUUACUUGAGAAUUUGGGACAGAGGGGAGGGAAUCUUGGUCUUGGCAAUAGUAACCUGUUACCAUUACAACUCAUCGGGCUAAAAAGUUUUAUCAGGUAUGCAAAUUAUUACACAAUUCUUCUGUUUAUCUGAAAUAUUGCCAUGUAAAGCUCAGUUCAUCAUGUAAUAAAAAUCUUACACUUUAUACAUAACCUAGAAGGCUGCAUUCUGUGUUCUGAUUGGUGGGUAAUUGGUAGUGUUUUAUCAUCCACUAAGGUAUAUGAUACCUUCUCUUGAAUAGUUAUCACUACUGUUGUCAAAAGAAAAGGAGUACUUGUGGCACCUUAGAGACUAACAAAUUUAUUAGAGCAUAAGCUUUCGUGAGCUACAGCUCACUUCAUCGGAUGCAUGAAGUGAGCUGUAGCUCACGAAAGCUUAUGCUCUAAUAAAUUUGUUAGUCUCUAAGGUGCCACAAGUACUCCUUUUCUUUUUGCGAAUACAGACUAACACGGCUGCUACUCUGAAACCUCUGACUACUGUUGUCAGUUUGUUGCAUUGUCAGUGGGCCCUUUGAAAUAUAAGCUCCCAAUUCAACAUGAUACUUAAGCAUGUGCCUAAGUACGUGAGUAAGUCCCACAGAAGUCAGCAUCUGCAUGCUUUAAAGUUAGGCACUGCCUAAGUAUCUGUCUGAAUCAGGUCCUGACUCAUUAGUACCUGCUUUGCAAUGCUCAGAUUUCUGAGGAAUUACUCGGCUGAAAUUUUGUACAGUGUUUUCUUAUCCUGAAAACUUGUCAUGUUAUGGAACAUUUUAGGUAUAAGAGAACAGUACUAUAAAUGGGAAAUAUGAAAGGUACUGGUACCUUCAACAGCUUUGUUCUUUUGUAACGUAAUGUGGAUUGACUCAUUCAUUUUAUCACAGUAUUAUGUGUAAAUAUAUAGGAAAUAUAUAUUAUUUGCCUACACUAUUUCUGUCAUCUGUUUUUCUUUUAUGUAAACUAACUUUUCAAUGCCUAUUGAAUUUUUCAUUCCGAUGUGGACUGCACAAUAAACAGGUGGUUUUGUGUUGCUAACUAAAACAUCAAUGUUUUAUCACUUGUUUACAAGUUUCUUUGUUAAAUAUAGCUUUGGGUAUUUAUGGGUUUAGAAUUUUUAAUCUAAAAAUGUACUUUAGUUUUAAAGGUUGAUAAUGUUCUAUGACCUUGGAUCUAUCAGUCUGAACAGUGAGACUUCUUCCUACUGUAGUGUUAACCUCGGUCAGAAAAAAAGUCACUCUUUAGAGAUGGUGCAGCACCACUGCUAGUCCAAUGGCAUCUCUAAACAUUUCUGUGUGUCCUGCCUGACAUAGGUCAGUAUAGAUUUUACUUUUAGGUUUCAUGUACACUGUCAAACUGCAGUUUGAGGGACUCUUGUCAUAGAAGAGUCUGAAAUAUGUUUCAAGUCCUUAUGAAUCGUGCUAGAGCCUUGGAUUUUACAGGGUAGUCACAAUUCACUGUGUAGAUAGGACUAAGCUGUGUUAUGAAGUUUAAAACUGCUCCAACCAUGUUCUAAUUGGCUUCCCAGCACAGUAGCUUUUUAUAUCAUAGAAAGGACUUUACCUUACAAUUCUCUUCUUUUGCAAAACUUAAUUGGCUUCUAGUCAACUGUUCCAUAUAUAUCUUCAGUGGAUGCCAAGAUAAAUUCCUUGAACAGUCCCUCAUCCCUAGAACCUACUUCAGGGUAUCUGAAUACUACAGGCAUUAGAAUGAAAAGAACAGAAAAGAAUGUGGGGUAAGGCACAGUUAUGGAACGCUUGCAAUGCCUUUUCACUGGAAGGAAAUUCAGCACGUGAUAAGAGGUAGGCACAGCUUUCUAACAGGAAAAUAAUGUCUGUCAUGAAGUGAGUGGGGAGGUAGAAGAUAAAAAAAAUGUAGCUCCUUUGAAAUAUCAAGGCAUUUUGAACUGUUAGGUAACCUGUUCUCUUUGGAGUUGUAUAAUUCUAGUAAACAAUAUUUUCUAGACACCAUUACUAAAUGUCUUUUUUGCAUUUGAUAAUAAAACAAAACUAUACAAA
Molecule: messenger RNA, 4001 nt
Organism: Dermochelys coriacea (leatherback sea turtle)
Lineage: Eukaryota; Metazoa; Chordata; Testudines; Dermochelyidae
Gene: TMEM41B
Product: transmembrane protein 41B
Exons: 7
Coding region: 202-1032 (276 amino acids)
Cellular component (GO): endoplasmic reticulum membrane
Source: RefSeq, a predicted model, not a curated record